Messenger RNA from Elaeis guineensis (African oil palm), 598 nucleotides. Its product is annotated as chemocyanin. The record is from RefSeq and is a predicted model, not a curated record. Gene Ontology annotation, cellular component: plasma membrane. NCBI's taxonomy places the organism in Eukaryota, Viridiplantae, Streptophyta, Magnoliopsida, Arecales, Arecaceae. Gene Ontology annotation, molecular function: electron transfer activity.
CCAUUCUCUCCGUGACUCCACAGGUAUUUGAGCUCAAUCCCCUUCCCAAAGCUCUUGUUCUAGCCGAUAACUUCGUUGCAAGAGAGAUGGCUCAGGGAAGGGGCAGUGCGGUGGCUCUCGGGUUGGCACUGCUGUGCCUCCUCAUCCACAGUGAGAUCGCCGAGUCGGCCACUUAUAACGUGGGGGAUAGCCGGGGCUGGACCUUCAACGUCGUCAAUUGGCCCAGAGGGAAGCGUUUCAGGGCCGGCGAUGUGCUCGUUUUCAAGUAUAGUCCAUCAGCCCACAACGUGGUCGCCGUGAGUGCGGCCGCCUACAAUCGCUGCUUGACGCCGAGGGGCUCGAGAGUCUUCAGGUCAGGGAAUGAUCGCAUCACGCUCGCCAGGGGGACGAACUACUUCAUCUGCAGCUUCGCGGGCCACUGCCAAGCAGGGAUGAAGAUUGCAGUCACAGCUGCGUAACAAUUUUAGUCCAGCGUUAUCUAAUUGGUAGUAGUAUGCUGAUAUGUAUGAGAAUGGGGACUAGUAUUGAUGAGGACUAUGCUGUAAGACUCUGGGUUUUAAUGAAAUAAAGUAGUUGCUGGCUCAUCAGCUUUGUUUUC